Messenger RNA from Gossypium arboreum, 756 nucleotides. RefSeq names its product protein SPIRAL1-like 3. The transcript has 3 exons. Gene Ontology annotation, cellular component: cortical microtubule, transverse to long axis. NCBI's taxonomy places the organism in Eukaryota, Viridiplantae, Streptophyta, Magnoliopsida, Malvales, Malvaceae. Bases 144 to 485 code for a protein of 113 amino acids. The record is from RefSeq and is a predicted model, not a curated record. Gene Ontology annotation, biological process: cortical microtubule organization.
GUCGGUGAAACCUAAAGGAAACACUGACAGCGAGAUAAUGUUUUUUUUCCUAUAAUUUGAAAAAAGCCUCUCCCCUUCGCUUCGGAGUCUGAGAUCUGAUCCCAAUAACACCCAAACAAGCAAAGAAGUCCAAGAUAGAUAUCAUGGGCCGUGGAGUUAGCAGUGGGGGGGGACAGAGUUCUUUGGGUUACCUUUUUGGGAGUGGAGAAUCCCCCAAACCCACCCCCAAAAAUGUCAGUCCUAGCACUGGCACCGUCAAUGAAGUCCCUCAGACACAGAAUGAGGUUGUCAAGGAAACCCCACCACCAGCUGUUGUCCCUAAGGAUAUUCCUGCAGGCAUUCCUGGGAACAACGCAAACAAUUAUUUCCGUGCUGAUGGCCAGAACUGUGGCAACUUUCUUACGGAUCGGCCUACAACAAAGGUUCAUGCAGCACCCGGCGGAGGAUCUUCCUUGGAUUACCUGUUUGGCGGCAACCCUAAGUGAGGCAUUGAAUCUUAAAUCUUGGAACUGCUUAUAAUUGUUGUCCUAAAGCCCCAGAAGUUUAUGGGACAAGCAAUAUUACCCUCUAUUGUUGAAUGUGAAGACAUUUAGUUUUAGUGCAGUGUAAUAGUGCUGGGCAAAUUUCUUACUUGUUCCUAUGUGGGGUCUUCGUAAAUUAAGCAACUGCUUACUGUCAAUUGGACAAACAAACUUAUGCUAUACUUGUAUUAAAUGUCUUAUUUAUUUAUACAAGUGGAACUAUUUUAUGUUGUAA